UUUGAAUUAAUUGCUUAGUAUGUAGUAAUUCCCGAUAGGGAUAGCUAGCACAGUAGUGAUAUCCUGGCUGUAGAGAUAUGGAUUAAAUUGAUUAGAAUGUGUGAAUUAAUCUGGAUAGGAUAGGUAGUGAAUCCCGGUGUUUCUCCCAGAGUUUUCUCCCAUUGAUUUAAACCCGACACUUUAAUUUGCUUGUUCUGUUUAAUUACUUUGCUAUUAGAUCAUAGUUUCAUCUCAUUAAACAUUUUCACAUAUAGUUUGCUCAAUAAAAAUUGAUAGAACUUAAGGUUGUACCAGUCCCUGAGAGACGAUACCCGAACUUUCCGGUUUACUACGAGAUAGGAUUUAGGCAUUACGCUUUUGCCCUAUCAAUCUCCAGGAAACCGGAUUCAGCAAUGGAGGUUUUCGAUUUGUUGCCCAGGAGGGUCAAGCGGACUUCGAAGCAGUACUUGGUUUUGGUUGAUGGGUUUGUGAAAAGUAAGAGGUUCGAUGGGGUGAAAGCUCUGUUUUAGGCAUUGAAAGCUGAUGGCAAGUACCCUAGCCGUGCAAUGUUGAUGGCUUUGCAGGAGUUAAGAGAGGCGGGAUUUGUGGAUGAAACAGUUCAGCUCCGAGAAGGAAUGCUCCCUGAUGAACGGAUCAAAAGCAUUGUUUCUUGCGAGGAUAAUUAUGAUGAGGACAGUGAUGAGAAUGAAGAUGAAGUUAUCAAGUUGAAACCAUGGUUAGAUCCAAAAGCUUUAGCAGAUGCUUUGAGUAAAUGGAGCCCUGAAGUUGUGUCAACUUUGGAAGAUGCAAAAUUCGUCUGGACUACUCGUUUGGUUUGUAAGAUCCUCAGAAACUUGAAAUCUCCUGAAACAGCUUGGGAUUUCUUCUGUUGGGCUGCUUAUCAGUCAGGAUUCACUCACGAUGUUUACACGGUACAGCGAAUGGUAACAAUAUUAUCCCGGCAUGGGAAGGUUGAGCGGGUUGAUUAAUUCAUAGCAAAGAUACAAAAUGAAGGGAUGGAAUUGCCAUUUAGUACCAUCAGGUUGAUAAUCGAGUUCUAUGGUGUUUCAAAGUAUCUGGAUGCUGCUUUAAAGAUCUUCCAUGAGGAUAGAUUACUUUGUAGUUACAUAAACGAAUUCAACUUGAUGAUUAUGUAUUCAGCCCUCUUGCGAACUCUGACCAAUUGCAAGAGAGAUCCUGAUGCUUUGGAUGUGCUUGAAGAGAUGCUCAGUUGUGGGAUAUGCCCUGAUAGUCAAACAUUUUCUGCGUUGAUGUACCAUUUCGGGUUACAAGGAGAUGUCAAGACAGUGCAGAAACUAUUUAUGGCUGUGAGACAAAAUGGUGUUGCUGUAGAUGGUACAUGUACUAAGUACUGAUCCAAGCUUAUUGCAAAUGUGAGAUGGCUGCUCUUGGUUUAGAGUUUUUGAAGACAUGAUGAACUCGAAUCUGAUGCCUGAUUUGGCUACUAAGGAUUUACUGGUGAAGAGUCUUUGGAAGAAAGGAAAAAGAAAAGAGGCAGCUAGUGUUGUGGAAAGCUGUGAAAAAAUUAGCCUAGUCCCCCCACUUGUGUUGAGAGGACAUUUAUGGACAGUGAGCGGUGCUGAUCUCACUAGAGUUUAUGAACAACGAUAAUAGGCUGUGAAGGUGAAGACAAGGUGCCAGACUUCCUGCACCAAAUCAUGUAGAUUAGAUAUCACAAAGACAGCCGGCAAAAAGGAAUUUGCUGCCCUGUUUUGAUCAUGAUACUGUUCUCUCUGGAGGUCAUUGUCAAGGCAGCCAUCAGCUGCGGAACUCAAAUUCUGUAGCUCUUAAAAUAUAGAUUUCAGGAAAUGUCUAAUUUAUUGGGAGGACAGAAAGCAACAACACACGAUAAUGACGGCAAGCAGCUACAUUUCACAAUCAUCUCGAAUUUGGUAACAGCUCAUUUAAGCUCAAAAUGGGGUUGAACACAACUUCCAAACCUUCAACCAUGUCGGCCAUCUCACAACUGAUCUUGCUUCUUCUGCUCCUAGGUUGUUCCACUGCGACUAUCGUCGUAUCUCAGACAGCCACCAACUUCUCCUGCUCUCGUUCUGGGGAACCUACUCACCCUUGCAAGACAUAUCUAUCUUACCAUGUCCAGUCACCAAACUUUCUAAACCUUGGUAGCAUCUCUGAUCUCUUUGGUGUCAGCCGCCUGUCAAUAGCAACUGCCAGCAGCUUGGCCUCCGAGGAUUCAACAUUAGUUCCGGACCAGCUCCUGCUUAUCCCUGUAGAGUGUGGAUGCACAGGCAACAAUUCCUUCGCCAAUCUCACUUACCAAAUCAAAGGAGGCGACAAUUUCUACUCGGUCUCCGUCACGCCACUGGAGAAUCUCACCAACUGGCAACUCGUUGAAGCAUUAAACCCUGGCGUGACUCCAACCCUUCUCCAUCCUGGUGAUCAAGUCACAUUCCCUCUACUCUGUCAGUGCCCUUCCAGGAUGCAGAUCGACAACGGAAUCGAGUUUCUCAUCACUUAUGUCUUGCGGAUAGAUGAUACUCUCAAGUCUGUUGCUGAGAAGCUGGAUUCAUCAGUCAACGAGAUUCUGCUGGCAAACAACUACAUGAAUUUCAGUGAGGCGAUCAACCAUCCAGUUCUGGUCCCAGUCACUAGCUUACCUGUUCUCAAGUCGAUGAAUCCAUCUUCGCCGAAAACAAGGGAAUCAAAGCUACAUUGGAUCAUUGUUAUAGUUGCAACCACUAUUUCCGCUCUUGUGAUUCUCUAUCUAGGGUUUGUCUUUGGUUGCCGACGAAGCAGCAGCAACAAGAGGUUCCUCCUGGUGCGCAAGAACUCGAAUCUAGAAACUGAUGAGCUGAUGAUGCGACAAGCCAAGAAACUCAAGCAGAAGAAGGUUGAUUACCUUCCAGGAGUUUCAGGGUAUCUAAACAAGCAAACCAUUUACGACGUGAAUACGAUCUUGGAAGUUACAAUGGAUCUCCAUGACUGUUACAAGAUCGGAGGUUCAGUCUAUAGAGCCACCAUUGAUGGGCAGGUGUUAGCUGUGAAGAAGUUCGAAGGGGAAGCAACUGUAGAGCUGCAGAUUCUGCAGAAAGUCAACCACGCUAAUCUGGUGAAGCUGAUGGGGGUUUCAUGCGAUCAAGAAGGAAACUUCUUGUUGGUCUAUGAGUAUGCAGAGAAUGGUUCGCUAGACAAGUGGCUGUUCAGAAAAUCUGCACCAUCCUCAUCAUCAUCUUCAGGAUCUUUAUCGUUCCUUAGUUGGAGCAGAAGGGUGCAGAUAGCAUUAGACGUGGCGAAUGGCUUGCAUUACUUGCACGAACAUGUUCAACCGAGCAGCAUCGCGCAUCGUGAUAUCAGGAGCAGCAACAUAUUGCUGGACUCAAAAUUCAGGGCGAAGGUGACGAAUUUCGCUUUGGCGAGAUUCGCAGAAGAGUCCAUAGCGCCGAAAGUCGAUGUCUUCGCAUUCGGGGUGGUUUUGCUGGAGCUGCUUUCAGGGAAGAAGGCGAUGGUGACGAAAGAGAGCGGCGAGAUUGUGUUGUUGUCUAAAGAAAUCAAGACUGUGUUGGAAGUUGCUGAGAAAAGGGAGGAAAAUUUGAAGAACUGGAUGGAUCCUAACUUGGAGAACAUGUAUCCCAUCGAUGGUGCCCUGAGCCUGGCGAUUUUGGCAAGGGCCUGCACUUUUGAGAAAUCUUCUGCUAGGCCAAGCAUGGGAGAGGUCGUGUUUAACCUCACAGUGCUGACGCAGUCGCCUCUAGAUGAUUCGCUGGAAGAGGUGUGGCCUACUAAGCUUGAUGCUGAAGAACUUUUGCAGAUCAUCAGUCCAGUUACUGCUCGUUAACCGCUG
Messenger RNA from Linum tenue, 3802 nucleotides. The record is from the annotation of a GenBank genome assembly. NCBI's taxonomy places the organism in Eukaryota, Viridiplantae, Streptophyta, Magnoliopsida, Malpighiales, Linaceae.